This is a messenger RNA of Cydia amplana, 1220 nucleotides long. RefSeq names its product IDLSRF-like peptide. The transcript is spliced from 5 exons. The record is from RefSeq and is a predicted model, not a curated record. Gene Ontology annotation, molecular function: protein binding. Lineage: Eukaryota; Metazoa; Arthropoda; Insecta; Lepidoptera; Tortricidae. The coding region runs from base 146 to 742 and encodes 198 amino acids.
AGAAAGUAACAGGUAAAGGUACCGGGUUCUGUCGGUUGCAGUCGCGCUCCGCAGCCCCAGCGAGAGGACGUGCGGCCGGGAAACACCCUUGUUUAUGACAUAAACUGUGUUUGCUCUCUGGUGUCUUCGUCGAAAACAUACAGCAAUGUCUACCUGCCGCGUGGCAGCGUGCAUGGCAGUGCUGGGCGCGGUGUGCUGCGCCCUGCCGCAUACCGUGCUGGCGCUCGAUCUCAACCGGCUCUACGGACACCACACCAAGCGCUCCGAGUAUUGUCACCCGUACGAGCCGUUCAAGUGCCCAGUGGACGGAAACUGCAUCUCGAUCCAGUACCUCUGCGACGGGGCUCCCGACUGCAUUGACGGCUACGAUGAAGACUCCAAGCUGUGCACUGCAGCUAAACGUCCGCCCGUAGAGGAGACGGCGUCGUUUCUGCAGUCGCUGUUGGCAUCGCACGGGCCCAACUACCUCGAGAAGCUGUUCGGCAGCAAGGCGAGGGACGCCCUGGAACCGCUCGGCGGCGUCGAGAAAGUGGCCAUCGCUCUGUCUGAGUCGCAAACCAUUGAAGACUUCGGUGCGGCUUUACAUCUGAUGCGAUCAGAUUUGGAACAUCUUCGUUCCGUAUUCAUGGCUGUCGAAAAUGGCGAUCUUGGCAUGCUGAAGUCUCUCGGCAUCAAGGACUCGGAGCUUGGCGAUGUCAAGUUCUUCCUGGAGAAGCUAGUAAACACUGGCUUCCUCGACUGAAUAGCGCCGGAGUCUGCCUCUGAUUAUUAUCGUGUCGUCCAAUUCGCCCCCAUCAGUUCUUCAUUCUACAGCUACCUUCCCUACGAUCCCAACAGAUAUAGGAAGAAAUAACUCUUUCAUUCCCAUGUGAGAUUGGUGUGAUAUGAGUGAGGUUUUUAACAGUUUUUAGAGAGGUGCUUGUCGGACGUCGGAUGCCGACUUCUACAACCGGCCACGUAGACUCGACCCGGAUCCCGACGACCUCUUCUCGUCUGCUUUUAUAGCUUUAGAUAGUCGAAAAAGCAAUUAGUUUCGUUAUCGCUGUAGGAUAGGUAUAUUUUUAUAAAGUAAUUUCUUUAGGUUUAAAACCUAAAAGUCCAUUAUUUUUUACAAAACCGGAUAAUCCGCGAAAAGCUAUGCGGUCUGGUACUCGCGUCCCCCGCUGCAGAGUGCAAGCACGUUAGAAAGAGCGAAUGACUGCAAUUUCAUUGUCGUCUAC